AAAGGUAUUUCAAGCUGAAUACUUUCAUCUAGGUCAGAAUGGCUUGGUAGGGUGAGCAUGGAGAUGGUCAGCUUUAUAUAAGGAUCACUUAGGGUACGGAGAGAGAAUACACCUGUCUUUAACCGAUUAACGUUUACUGCUUUGUCGGAGUGCGUCUUAACUAAGUGAAAAAAUGAAGGCUGCACUGUGUUUACUCUUGGGAAUUGUAGCUGUAGCUCUAGCUUUUCCUCAAAAAGAAGGUGGAGCGUAUACAAAUGAAGCUAUAAGGCAGGCUCAAAACACGCAACUCAUCCCAAAGGAUGCACAAAUUCAGAAGGUUGAAGAGGGCAUUGAAAUUGGCGCCUAUGAAGGAAUUCCUGGAAGCCAAAGAGUAAAUCUUUUCGAAAUCUUAGGAGAUCAAUUUCCCUCAGAAGUUGUGAACAAUCUCCAACAACAGAUCGAUCAAGUUGGCAAAAACUAGAUAUUUAUUUUUGUAUGCAUACUUCGUGAUAUUGUUUUUUAUUUUCCUUUGAUUCUACCUUUCUUUUAAUGUAUAGCUAUUUCUUGUCUUUGAAGUUGUAGCAAUUUUCUGUACCCUUUCCCUGCAAUUCUUCCUUUUCGAAGUGCCAAGUUCAUUUCACUCUUUUGUACAUAGGAAUUUCGAAUGAAUGUGAUUUUUUAAUAAAAUUUUAUGUAUA
Coccinella septempunctata (seven-spotted ladybird) is the source of this 677-nucleotide messenger RNA. RefSeq lists its product as uncharacterized. The record is from RefSeq and is a predicted model, not a curated record. The coding region runs from base 173 to 460 and encodes 95 amino acids. Lineage: Eukaryota; Metazoa; Arthropoda; Insecta; Coleoptera; Coccinellidae. The transcript has 3 exons.